CAUUCAUCAUAUGGUGUAUCAGGGGUAAACAAAAGAAGCUCAGGGUUCUAAAAAGACAACACAGCCAUCCUCCCCUCAAAUCGAUGCCUCUAUAUUACGCCGCGUCUAUUUGCAAUCCAUCCCUAUUCUCUUCCAGUAGAAAUUUGAUUCCGCGGAAAAGCUUCCUCAACAAGAUCUGCUGCAUCUUGAAGCUGAAAAAAAGUGUUCCGAUUCUUCAGUCCGCCCAGCAAACAGACGAGCCCCCAGAGGCUAACUCCAAAAACACAACAUCAUGCCAGUUUUUCUUCCUCCCCCAAUCGCACCCGCCCCUCGUCGCCUCGCCAUUGAUAUUAACGGGCCAGAUUUCCCUUUCCGGUACUUGCGCGGACAAGCUAAUUCUCUCCCAGAAAUUCCCAGAUCCACGCCCAUUCGCUACCGAGAUCGUCUAGGGAACACAUUCGCCCUACACGCGGGCGGAACCGGGGAGCCGUCAGCCCAUUUUUGGUAAUGGGGACCAAGCUGCAGGAACCAGACGGUACUCCUGGCCCCGCUCGCCGGCCUGUGCCAUCACUAGCGCAUGCACGUUUGCGACCAGCCUUUUUUUCUUCUUUCAACAUCAGGCUCAUCGACAGAAACUUGGCCUCGGUUCAGGCAACAACAAGCGCCGGCCAUGUUGUUCCCAAGUUUGCAACGAUGCCUUGCGACACCCUACCUCGACUUUGCUGUGCGACUGUCUUCAUCACCCUCCGACCGACCAAAUGCGCACAGCCGACCCCGAGACCAGCUCACGAUGGCCGCCUUGGCAAGCACAAAUCACGGUUGGGCAUAGAACAAAGAACACAGUGACCGCGGCUGAGACGGCCCGAGGAGACAAGAAACAAUGGAAGCCGCAGAGACAAAGCCAUGAUUCACAGCCGCCAGGGCAGCCUUCGCCCUUGUUGCGCAACACUCACACACUCGAUGCAGCGUCGAUAUUUAUUCGCGGCGCCCUAUGAUCCCGGCCCGCUUGCUCCAAAUCGGGAAAGUCAGGGAACCUACAGAGAAAGUAGCAGACUACGAGCGAGAAGCGAGAAGCGGCCAGCCACCAUCUACUCCUGCAGUGUCAUCUCAUCCCGCUGAAGACCAGCCCCCGAUCUAGCCCAUCAUGUGGUCUCCCCUUGCCUCCCCUACCUCGAGCCCCCGCUCGUCGAGCCCCUCGUCCUCCAGCUCGGCCCAGCGGCCGAUUCGCUACCGGGGCUCCAACCGGCUCCUCAGCUUCGCCUCGAGCCGGGCGCUCGAGCCGAACCACCAGGCCGAGACCCCGGAGGAAGCCAAGGCCUCGCAGCGCAAGGCGCUCCGCGAGUCGCAGCACAAGAGCCUGCACCAGACUCUCCAUGCGCUCGGCGACAUGCUCUCCGAGUGCUCACAUCUCUACCGGGCGCUCGACCGGUUCCUGGGCGGCGACCAAACCCUGGCCUCCCGCACGUUCUCCGUCUUCCUCCCCCGGCCCGGGCGCAUCGCCGCCGCCGCUGCCGGCCAGGAGGAGGUGAGGGAUGACGGCGUGGUCGCCGACCUGACCGCCUGCGAAAUCCUAGAUCUGCACGUCUACGCCCGCCUCUUCGGUCUGCUCAAGGACGCCACCGCCCUGCGCAAGGGCCUUUCAAAGGACAAGGGCGGGGACGACGAGGGCGAGGAGACUACGGCGACGACGGCGACCGAGGAGGAGGAGCAGCGGCGCGACGAGAAGACGCAGGAGGAGAUCCUGGCCCUGGCAAAGUCCGCCGCGGCCGCGAGCCACCUGGUUGCCCGCAAGCUGCGGCCCUGGCGGGAGAUCUUCUGGGAGAACCUCCGGUGGGACCACGCGCGCAAGACGGCCGCACUAGAGGAGUUCGUGCUAAUCGUGGACGCCUGGCUCCGGGACCAGCGCAGCUCCUCCUCGAGCCGCUGAUCGCACGGCGAGGGCUGACGGUAAGUGACCCCCCACACACACUCUCUCUUGUAGCCAAAUCAGGUCGCACCCCCUGUCGCUGUGCUGCUGUUGCCUCCGAGGGCCGAUGGACAUACCGGCUGUUCUAGGUAAGCAAGUAGCGCAGCCGAGCUCAGUCUCCGGUUUAGGGACUGCGACUCUGAAUAAUCAGUCCUGCUCAUACCACGCCGUCCGCUCUACGCAAAGAUACGAGCAGUACGGCUUGGACACUGUAGAUUUUAAUCAAUAAUACUCGCGAUGCCAUUACCAUUAAACUUCCAGUUC
This is a messenger RNA of Gaeumannomyces tritici R3-111a-1, 2209 nucleotides long. RefSeq lists its product as hypothetical. The coding region runs from base 1124 to 1906 and encodes 260 amino acids. The transcript has a single exon. The record is from RefSeq and is a predicted model, not a curated record. Lineage: Eukaryota; Fungi; Ascomycota; Sordariomycetes; Magnaporthales; Magnaporthaceae.